CACAACUGGAGCUGUCCUGAAAAGAACGAGAACAUGUUUGCACCCUCUCCUGUUGCCAUCUGUAUCCUCUUGCUGUGUGUGUUGUGAUCAGAGUGAGCUUGGUUGCCAUCUGUUGUAGGUGGCAAUUCCAUUGAUGUCAAGAUAUGCUGUAUCUUAGUCCUAGAUUCUUCCUCACCUGCUUGGGUUCUCUGUCCCGAGAGCCAAGAAUUCUAGUUCCUGCAAUGAGUUGCGUUUGGUGGUCAUGUAAGGUAGGAGAUGGUUGCCAUGCAGUGGCAGUCGCCCAGAGUUCCUCGUCUUCGCUCUCGGAGCAGUCAUGGAGGUGGUGUCUCCCCUCACCACUCAUCUCCUCAACAAAUUUCAGAGUGACUCCGUUCCAUCAGAGUCUUCUCCGAGCAGCAGGAUGAGCCCUGCAGUCCUCUUCAUCGUUGUCGUCCUCGCGGUCCUACUCUUCAUCUCCGGUCUCUUGCACUUUAUCCUCAGAUGCUUCAUCAGGAAGCGCCACCCUCGCCCCUCCUCAUCCCGCUCCGCCCCGGAGCUGUCGGGCUCCGACGCGCUCCAGCAGCUGUUCCAUCUCCACGACUCCGGCGUCGACCAGGCCCUCAUCGACGCCCUGCCCGUCUUCCUGUACAAGGACGUGGUCGGCUCUAAGGAGCCGCUCGACUGCGCCGUCUGCUUGUGCGAGUUCGACGGGGAGGACGAGCUCCGGCUGCUGCCCGUCUGCGGCCACGCCUUCCACCUCAGCUGCAUCGACACGUGGCUGCUCUCCAACUCCACCUGUCCGCUCUGCCGGGGGUCGCUCUUCCUACAGGGCAUGGCUGUCGAGGACCCGGUGUUCUUCUAUCUCGGGGACUCGACUGACGAGGGAGAAGCUUCUCCUGCGGAGAGAGCGGCGGCGGUGGCGGCGGCGGACGAAGGGGACGAGAUUGCGGCCGACAGGAGGAGAGUGUUCCAUGUGAGGCUUGGCAAGUUCAGGAACCUGGGCAAUGGAAACGUUGGUGGUGACUGUAAUGAGGACAAUAGCAUCGCCAUUGGCAGUGUGAGAAGAGAGGAAGGGGAGACCAGCAGCAGUAGCUUGACUGCAAGGAGGUGCUUCUCCAUGGGCUCUUAUCAGUAUGUGGUUGCUGAUGCCCAAUUGCAAGUGGCUCUCAAGGGCUGUUCUGCUCUGAGGAAUGGAGAUGGAAGAGGAAUCAGAGGAACUGAUGCAAGAGGUAAUUCUCCAGGAAAUGAGGCUGUGGAGGGCGAAAGACUAAGUAUUGGAAGCAGGCACGAAAGCUUCUCAGUGUCAAAAGUCUGGCUAUGGUCUAAUAAGAAGGGAAAGGUCUCCAUGUCUUCAGAUACUUCUGCUUUGGAUACAAACUCGCCAUGGAAGACGAGGAAGAGUUUUCUGUUGAUGGUUGAUGAACAAAAGAUAUUAGUGGGAUCAGAUAAUGUUCAACACUUGUGGUUCUUGUGGUGUUCAAUUCUUGGAAGGACCUGUUGGCAGAUCAUUGAUCCAGACUGUCGUCUGUGGAGAAUGUAUGCAUCCUUCUCCUUGAAAUAUCCACUUCAUACAAAAGCUUAUGAUUUUUUUAGGUUCCAAAGAAUGAACUUCGAAUUCUUUUUUGAAGUUGCAUUUUAUUUUGUUCAUUCCAAAAAAUAAGCAGAGAUUAUAAAGUCUAGAUAAGAUUCUGCCAAGUAUAUCAAAACCAUGUUCUCGCAAUUGGAUUAAUAUAGACAAUUAGGUUAGUUGCAUUACUUGCAACAACACAGUGUCCAAACAUGAAAACUAUUAUAUUUUGUGCUGUUUCUCUUCCAUAGAAUGAGAAUCCAUAAAAGCUUGUUAGUGACUUCCUGUCACAAGACACAGUUCGAGUUUGGACAAUAUUGGGGCGGUUGUAUCGUCGGUCAUGUAGUUUCAAUUCGAUCCUCCUCUGUUAAAGCACUAAAGUAGACCAUUUUUUUUCAAAGGAUCUCUGCAAUGUGGAAAGGAUCAAAUACAUCUAUUUGAGCUGGAAAUGAAAUGGUCAGCCACCAACUGCUGAACUGGCUUCCAUCUGCUUAGCAGACUGGAUUCUUGCUAUCCAAUAUAGAUGGAGAUGCUGCCAGUGAAGUAGAAUGCAAGACUCCAUAUAAGUAAUAGGCCAUUGUCUGAUCACCACUAUGCACCAAGGAAUCAGAUAGUAACAAGGACCUGACCAUAAUGAUUUAUUUGGUAUUUGGCAAACUAUUGACAUACAGUUCCUAAAGAGGGGCUACUUAUGCUUAGAACUGUACAGAUAACAAUCCAUCCCACUCUGGUUUUUACUGAUGAUGAGGCUGCCCAAUAAACAGAAGGGCCAUUUGUUAUCCUCUGACCUUUCAUCUUAUGGGGAAAAAGUUCACAACUGUGUCUCUUCCAUUUGAUGACAGCAGAAGAUGAGAAGAUGGAAGUUUUACUGGUACUGUGGGCAAGGGCACAUGUUUUGAUGAUGCUGCUAUGUAGACAGAGGCUUCAUUCUUCUACAAGGCUAAUCUGCAUUGGUGAAGGCCAAAAUCUUCUCAAAGAUACUGUUUGAUCUUUAGGAAAAGCUAAAACUGGUUCUUUAAGAGUGAAACAUUCUUGGAACCCUGAUCACAUGAUACCAUUUUGACAUGGAGGUUUUAACUCAGCAUUUCAAAGUCUUGGACAGACCAAAUUUUUGCUCACCUAGUCAAAGUGUCUUCAUCAGAUGGCAAACACAAUUCAAUUACCAAUUAGACUGCACCCAAGACAGCUGAAGGAAAUAAAAACACAGGAUCACAAAGAGCAUUGGAACUACAAAUUUACAGAACCAUUUGGAUUUCUCUUACAAAACUAAGGAGGAAGCUUCUUACAAGUUUCAACAAGUCAUUCCACAGUUUCUUGGUUCUUCCCCCAUUUUAUAGACAUGUGAAAGAGGAAAGAGACCACAUAUGAACUGACAGAAAAUUUUCCAUGGAAGAGAAGGACAAGAAACAAUUGCAGUGGCCAUCUAGUAGUUGCCAUAACCACUGUAACUACUUCGGUUGCGCAUGCCAUACUGCUCGUAGAUUGGAUCCCCAUAAUUCAAAGCUUUGAUCUCCACUGACCUCCGCUUGCUAUCCGACUCCUGAACUGCUCCAAACACGAUCUCAUUGGUUGUUUCACAGCUCUGCUCGUAGUAAGUCUGAGGGCCCGACGAGUACUGCCUGUGCUGUCGAAGGUGCUGCCGUUGAUGUACCUGUUGUUGCUGCUGCUGCUGUGCUUCUGUGCCCCACCCGGAAAAAUAAGGUGGUGCAUGUCUGAUGUGGUGGAUCUUUUCUGGCUCCUUUGACAUGAAUGCGUAAGUCUUGUGAGGUGUGGGAGCUCUCGUCUCCAGUGGUGGCGGUAUCUCAUCAUCGGGGAUGACAAAGCUCUCUGGCACAGGCCAAGCAUUCACUCUCUGCUGCUGCUGAUAUUGUACAGCUUUUGGCUUCUUUCUGAAGACUGGGAACACUGCACCAAAGAUUGCUGCUGUUGAUGACCAUGUUCCUGAUAAAAGCUUGCCAAUUGAGCUGAAGAGUCCUUCAUCUGUGUUCUCUGCUUCAUCUCUGGCAGGGAUAAGUGGGGGUCUUAUAGAUGGUUUAACUGGUAUCUGAUGUGGAGGCAUGCUUGCUUUUGUAGGGGUUACAGAUUCCUGUACAAAAUUUUUUCACUUUUGGUAAACAGAAGGUUCUAGAAAUGGUUGGAUCCAAUAAGCAUUUCAUUAGUACCUCAGAAGUUUCUUUUUAUUCAUCUCA
Molecule: messenger RNA, 3735 nt
Organism: Musa acuminata AAA Group (dessert banana)
Lineage: Eukaryota; Viridiplantae; Streptophyta; Magnoliopsida; Zingiberales; Musaceae
Product: RING-H2 finger protein ATL47-like
Exons: 4
Coding region: 314-1639 (441 amino acids)
Molecular function (GO): ubiquitin protein ligase binding
Source: RefSeq, a predicted model, not a curated record